Neoarius graeffei (lesser salmon catfish) is the source of this 8487-nucleotide messenger RNA. RefSeq names its product Ral GTPase activating protein catalytic subunit alpha 2 (gene ralgapa2). Gene Ontology annotation, molecular function: GTPase activator activity. Gene Ontology annotation, biological process: regulation of small GTPase mediated signal transduction; positive regulation of GTPase activity. The record is from RefSeq and is a predicted model, not a curated record. NCBI's taxonomy places the organism in Eukaryota, Metazoa, Chordata, Actinopteri, Siluriformes, Ariidae. The coding region runs from base 104 to 6076 and encodes 1990 amino acids. The transcript is spliced from 40 exons. Gene Ontology annotation, cellular component: nucleus; cytoplasm.
CGCUGGAAUCACACCACAUAAACGUUCGGCGGCUGGCAGAGCGGUGGCGGCUAGGACACCGACUGAAUGGUAAAAGGGCUCAAACAUUGACUUUUACAGCGGAAUGUUUACUCGAAGGGGUUAUGGAGACGUCAAGAAAUCUACACAGAAAGUUCUGGACCCAAAGAAGGAUGUUUUAACCCGCUUGAAGCAUCUCCGGUCGCUCUUAGAUAUUACUGAAAGACAAGAACUGAAGACUUUUUUUGAGACCAACUGCUCGCAGAUUUAUUUUAUCUUCUAUGAAAAUUUUGUUACACUGGAAAGUAACUUGAAACAAAAAGGGAACAAAUCUCAUCGGGAGGAGCUGGACUCCAUCCUCUUUAUUUUUGAAAAAAUACUUCAACUGCUACCAGAGAAAAUCAACAGUCGAUGGCAGUUCCACAGUAUAGGUUCUAUUCUAAAGAAACUUUUACACACUGCCAAUUCUUUCAAGAUCCGCUGCGAGGGCAUGCGGCUGUUCCUGCUGUGGCUACAGGCUCUGCAGACAAACUGUGCUGAAGAGCAGUUGCUCAUCUUUGCUUGCCUGGUGCCAGGUUUCCCCGCAGUUCCCUCUUCCAGAGGUCCCUGCACCCUAGACACCAUCAUCUAUAGCCCCUUCUCCAAUCCUCCUGAUGCCAAGAUUGUACCCGAGGAGAUUACCCCUCUGGUGCCUGCUGUUCCUGGGGAGAAGGCUGUAGAUGAUCAGACUUGCUACAUUCUUCAAACUGUGCUGAAGUUCAUGGUGGUCCAGGCAUCCAGCCUGGAAUGGUACAAGAAAGACAGACAGGACUCGGGCUUCCGGUUUCUCUUUGCCCUCUUUAAGAAGUACUACCUGCCACACCUCUUUCCUUCUUUCACCAAGCUCACCAACCUCUAUAAGCCAUUGUUGGACCUCCCCCACCACAGACCGAAACCUCUAUAUGUGCCGGUAUCCCGCAACAGCGAGAGCACGUUCUGCACACGUGACCAGUACUUAGCCCCCCGUGUAGCCUUCAUCACCUGGCUGGUCAAUUUCUUCCUGGAGAAGAAGUAUGUGAGCUCAGCUACAAUCAGCACCAAGAAUGGAGGAGAAGUUCUUCCCAAGAUCAUCCAGACUGUAACUGCAGGCAGUAGCAGUCAGGAGAAGAGUAGCGAGUCGGAGCCCAAUGGGCCGGUGGAGCAGGAGAAAAAUCACUCGAACAGCAGCACACUGUCUGACCGCAGAGGCAGCAACUCCAGUCUGUGUAGCAUUGAGGAGGAGCAUCGCUCCGUUUAUGACAUGGUGCAGUGCAUUCUGCUCUCGACACGAGACAACGUCAACUUUGUCAACGAGGUCUUCCACCAGGCCUUCCUGUUGCCAUCCUGUGAGGCGUCAGCCACCCGUAAGGUGAUUAAAGUGUACAGGAAAUGGAUUCUGCAGGAGAAGCCCAUCUUCAUGACAGAGCCUGAGAAGACAGAUCAUGAUGAGGAGACAGAAGAGGCACAACAACCUGUUGAGAUUGACUGUACACUCCACUCACAGGAGAGCCACGGGCACAAGAGGUCAUCCAGCUGGGGACGAACUUACUCCUUCAGCAGUGCCAUCAGCAGAGGCUGUCUAACUGAGCAGCAGAACCAUGAUGUGAAAGCUGGCAUUCAGUCUACCCUUCAGGUUUUUCUGACAAACUCUUCUAACGUGUUCCUGUUGGAGCCUUGUCACGAUGUGCCCAAACUGCUUGAGAACCAAGUGGACGUGUGCAGGGCCGUGCUGAGUAUCUACCGGCAUAUGAUUAUGGAGCACAACAUGAAUCGACAAACCUGGGAACAGAUGCUGCAGGUACUACUGAGAAUCACUGAGGCAGUCAUGAAGAGGCCACAAGGUGACCAAAGAAAAGAUGCUUUUGCCCAGAGCCUGGCUAGUGUCCUGUUCAGAACCAUCAUUGUGGCUUGGGUGCGGGCCAAUCUCAGUGUGUUCAUCUCUCGUGAGCUGUGGGACGACCUGCUGGCAGUGCUGUCCUCUCUCAGCCACUGGGAGGAGCUGGUGAUCGAGUGGGCCAGCAUUAUGGACUCCCUGACCGUUGUGCUGGCCCGUUACGUCUAUGGCCUGGACCUCAACAACCUUCCACUUGACAAGCUCUCUGAGCAAAAAGAAAAGAAACAGCGGGGCCGAGGAGUGAUGCAGGACUCUCAGAAAUCAUCAGUGGUAUCGAGGUCCUUCUCUCUGAGCUGGAGGAAUGCAGGAGAGCAACCUGGCACUCAGGAGCCCAUGCGCAUUCGCAGUGCCACCACUACCGGAGCUCCUGCUGUAGAGAAGGCUCGCAAUAACGUCCGACAGAAAGCAUCAGACGUUGAAGAAUGUCAGUUGUCUGAAUGUGGAGGAGAAGGAGAGAUGGGAGAGGGAGACAGUCUCCUCCCUCGUAGCAGCAGCACUUCAGAUAUUACCCAACAACUCUCAGACGCCUUCCCAGGUCAAAACAGGGAGGAUUCUCCAAAUGCAAGCUACUCUGAUGGCAAAUCCUGGAUAUGUGACAACAGCUCUGUAGGCAAGAAGGAAACACCCAUGAUUUUGGUUCGACGGAGCAGCAGUCCAGGAGAUAUUGACUACCCAGGAGAUGCAGGGUCUGUAAAUACAAAGACAAAGAUCCGGGAAAAGAGCGAGAGUGUGAGCAGCGAGACCUCAAACUCCUACCUCAAUGAUGCUGAUGUAAAUCUCCUGGCGUGGCAGGCCGUGGAGGAGGAGCAAGACUGUUCCUCUGCCAAUGAUGUCACUGUGAGCGUUAACAUGGGAAUGACCACUGAUACAGAGAGCCAGAGGAGUCUCUUACUGAGUCAGAGUGAGGCACUGGCAGGUUCUGAGUGUGUCCACUUGCUCCACUCUGCCCAUCUGUCCCCAUGUCCCCCCGUUUCUCCCACCCUGCUCCUGCCCCAGGGCUACAGUGACGGCUCUCAGCUCCUGGAGGACGCCAUGCACAUGCCUCAUGAUCUGGACAGCAGCGAGUUUCUGGCUGAUGACAUCAGCAUCAUCGCCGGUGGCUGUUUGACUGGCUGGCAUGCUGAUUCUGCCUUUGUACUCUGGAGGAGGAUUCUAGGCAUUCUGGGGGAUGUAAACAACAUCCGGUGCCCUCAAAUCCAUGCCAAGGUCUUCAGCUACCUGUAUGAGCUCUGGCACAAGUUGGCCAAGAUAAGAGAUAACCUGGGGAUCAAUGUGGAUAACCAGUCAGCUCUGCCCAAAACCCUGUUCAUUCCUCCGCUUCGAAUGUUGGCUUCCUGGCUCUUCAAGGCCACCAUGCUGCCCGCAGAGUUUAAGAGCGGGAAACUGCAGGCUUAUAGGCUGAUCUGUGAGAUGAUGACUAAACAUCAGGAUGUGCCACCCAACAGCGACUUCCUGGUGCAUCUCUAUCACGUCAUGCACAAGGGCUUCACCAGUGAUGACCAGGAUGUGCUGAACACAAUGAUCAAGUGGUGCUCACCACGUUUCUUCUUCCUUGGCAUGCCAGGCUUCAGCAUGUUGGUCAGGGACUUCAUCACUGCUGCUGCUCGUGUCCUCAACUCAGACAACUCUGAGUCUCCUAGGAUUGAAGCUCAGACAGUGCUUGGCUCUCUGGUCUGCUUCCCCAGCCUGUACCAGCAGAUACCUUCACUGCAGUCUGCACCAAAAUCUCAGGAUAUUAUGGUUGGCAAAGACGACUUGAAGGACUACCUUGUAAAAGUCCUGCUGAAGACAGCACGUAACGAGCCAAAUGAAGGGGCCAGGUGUGUUGCUAUCUGCAGUCUGGGUCUCUGGGUGUGUGAGGAGCUGGGGCAGCAGAAGAUACACCAGCAAGUAAAUGAUGCGAUUAACGUGCUCGGUGUCACUUUAAAGUUUGGCAAUAAGGUUGUGGCCCAUGCAGCCUGUGACAUCUUCCAGCUGCUGAUCUGUCACUGGCAGCACCUGCAGAAACUGGAGCAGUCUCUCCCUAAAAGAAUAAUUGAAAUCUUUGUAGCAACGAUUGCAUUCCUUCUGCCCAGUGCCGAGCACUCUACAGUAGAGGCAGAUAAAAAAUUAAUGGUAUCCUUGCUGCUCUGCCUGCUUGACUGGUGCAUGGCUGUCCCUCUGUCCAUCUUACUGGAGCCCAUCACCAUGCCUAUGCUGGAUGACCCUGCAUCUCACAAAACGCCUCUUCUGGACUACAUAUACAGGGUGCUCCACUGUUGUGUAUCCGGCUCGAACCUGCACACCCAGCAGAGCCACUACCUCCUGAAUCUGGCAGACCUGUCUACAGAUUAUGACCCUUUCCUGACACUAGGCCACGUCAAGAACUCUGAGCCACCACCUAUGCACAAUAGCACAGGGGAAUUUGGCAACCUUCUCACCGUGGCUGAAGAAAAGAAACGAAGGAACAUGGAGUUGAUUCCUCUGACAGCUAGAAUGAUGAUGACGCACCUAGUCAACCAUUUGGGCCACCAACCCCUCAAUGGCGGCCCUGCACUACUGCACAGCAUGGUUACCGAAAACCAUGACAACCCCUACGUGGAGUCGUCUGAACUCUCCUCAGAGGUCUUCAAGAGUCCCAACCUACAACUCUUUGUCUUCAACGACAGCACACUCGUGUCUUACCUGCAGAUUCCCUCAGAUCCCAUGUCCCUCUCAAACGCAAACUCCAAAGAGAACUCGUCUGAGGUGCGAGUGAUUGUGCGGGACAUUUCUGGGAAAUACUCGUGGGAUGGCAGUGUCCUUUACAAGACAUUAGACAGGACAAACUUGCACUGUAGCAGCAGCACUGGGGAUGAGCCUUCACACCAUCACACUAACUAUUCGUCCACUUCCUCCAAGCAGACUUCAUCUCAUGCUAGUAGAUGCUCAUCAGAGCUGGAGGUUGAGGAGAGUGUAGAUGUGUUGGACCAGCUUCUAGAGGAGUUGGGCCACAGCAGUCCUGAAUGCCUGCCUCAGCCUCAGCAGAGACUCACGCAGCCAGCUCCAGUACCUGUGGGUAUGAACCCAGAGAUAGAGAGUGCCAUCAUGGAGGCCAUUUACAGACAAGUGCAGCAGGAGGAGGAGGAACUUACCUGCAGAAGAAAUGAAGACCCCAGUGUCAGAGCAGCCAGUCAGAGUGAGCCCACUCACCAGGAGCCCAACGCACCAUUUUAUUUCUGUCGCCUUCUGCUCAAUGAGCUUGGCAUGAACUCCUGGGACCGCAGAAAAAGCUUUCAUCUCCUGAAGAAGAACUCAAAGCUCUUAAGAGAACUGAAGAAUUUGGAUUCAAGGCAGUGUCGAGAGACGCACAAAAUUGCCGUGUUCUAUAUUGGUGAAGGCCAGGAGGAUAAGUACUCUAUAUUAUCCAAUACUGAGGGCAGCCAAGCGUAUGAGGACUUUGUCUCUGGACUUGGAUGGGAGGUGGACCUGGCUACUCACUGUGGGUUCAUGGGAGGUUUGCAGAGGAACGGCAGCACGGGCAACACUGCACCAUACUACGCUACCUCAAAUGUGGAGGUCAUCUUUCAUGUGUCUACACGUAUGCCCUCUGACUCAGAUGACUCUAUCACAAAAAAGCUUCGUCAUCUGGGAAAUGAUGAAGUGCACAUUGUGUGGUCAGAGCACACACGAGACUACCGGCGGGGCAUCGUUCCUACUGACUUUGGAGAUGUGCUCAUCAUCAUCUACCCCAUGAAGAACCACAUGUUUUUUAUUCAGAUCAUUAAGAAACCACAGGUCCCUUUCUUUGGCCCUCUGUUUGAUGGAGCAAUCGUUACAGGGACUCUGCUGCCGAGUCUCGUGCGGUCCACAUGCAUCAACGCCAGCAGGGCUGUGAAGUCUCGACUGACACUCUACCAGAGCUUCUAUGAAGAGCGGGCUCUCUAUCUGGAGGCCAUCAUUCUGAACCACAAGGAAAACCUGACAUUUGAGGAUUUUGCUGCCCAGGUCUUCUCACCCACCCCCACCUAUUAUCCAAUGAGUGCAACAGGCUCCCUCACUGGCAGCACGAGCGCUGAGCUAAGUGUUACUGUGACGACCAGCGAGUCCACCGAGCAAGCUUCACCCACCCUGCCACGCGCCUCCAAGAACCGGGUUUCAGGAAAACUCCGGCGCUCAGCCAGCGCCAUCAGCAAGUCCUCUACCUGAGCUCCUCUAUUCACAAAUAAGCACUUCAUCAACCCUCUUCAGACUGCAAAGAACUUUAAAACUGUGCUGUAUGUGUGGGUGCGUGUGUAUGGCUGCGAGUGGUGGUGGUGUUUUCACUUCUAACUGGAUUUGUUUGUUUCAUUUCGGUAGCACUGGGAGCUGAGACAAUGUCACAUUAGUGCAAUGCUUGUCGAAGGUUGAGUGGGAUCUGUGUGUGGCGUCCCAUUUUUGCUGGAGUAAAUUUUAAACAGAUAUCUGUGAAUGUUGACCAUAAUGCACAUAACGUAAACUUCAAAACAGAAGUUUGUAACAUCAUCGGUCUGAAACGUACUGAACUGCGGGACAUAAAGGUAGAAAUGGGUUUCUCCAGACUGUGGGAAACGAGGCAGCUUUUUCCUAAAAUUUCUGUGAUGUGACCUUAGACAAUACCAUAUGUGAAUCUCCAUUAGCCUGAAGCCCCUAAUAUCUUAAACACUGAAAGAAUGAGAAGUUACAAAGCCAUUAAGAGGAGGAUCGUGAAUGUGUGCAGAUCACUUUGGUCUUUUGUGGUUCUCCACUGACCAUGCAGUCCUUUUCUUUAGAAAGAAAACGGGGACAUUUGUCGUAAGGUGUUUAACAGCACUCUCAUGCUAAAGAGGUCCUUUAUAAGAACUGCAUCAAAUUUUCAUAUCUCAAGUUUCAAACUUUCUUUAUUCUUUAGUGAAAAUGGCCUACUUUAUCUGAGUGGACAGCCUGUGUGAUCUUUUUAAGAUGGGAUGACCUUGGAAUGGCUUUUGUUUUGUCUGUCUGUUUGUACUUUUUAAAUUAUUGGUAUAACAUUAUUGGUUUUAUGUCUGAUUUAUGUAAUCAUUGCUCUUCUCCAACUAUAAUUGUGUUUGUGUAUUUGUUCUAAUGACUGUUCAUAAUCUAUAAAUUAAGUCCUGUUUUGGUCAUUUAAUGCUACUAUGACAUUCCAAUAUUUCAUACAGAGGUGUUAUUGCACUCACAGGUGGUCUUGCUUUUUUUUUCUCUUUAAGCCCUAGAUGUACAUAUCUUUUGAAUUUUUAUUUGCUGUGUGUUUUGUUUCAUAUUGUUUAAACAGCAUGAUGUCCACCAUUAGAAUUAUCAUCUAUUCCUGACCACAUGCUAAAUUGCCACCAGAGCCUCAGGUGAAUCUUAACUCCAUGCACUAGUGUGUGUGUGUGUGUGUGUGUGUGUGUGUGUGAGAGAGAGAGAGAGUGGGGUGCAUGUUUGAAGGGGUGGGGUUUGGACAACUUUUGAAAGCUUACACAGUGCCUGUGUGAUUACCUGUUCAUGUUUCUCCUCACUACAAGUUGUGAUCACGCUCUCUUCCUCACCUCGCUGUUCUGACACCUUUUGUCUUUCCUGUUUUGGGAGAAGUUGUUGAGUUUGAUUCUUCUCUGUAGCUAUGGAACAGAGGGUUUUGGGGUUCAUCCUAUACAUUUCAUUGCUUUGUAAGAGCUUCUUUCUUCUGAUUGGAUACUGACUGGCAGUCCUCCUCCACCUGCUCUGCUUCAUUCCCCUGUGCCACUCGGAGUCCCUUUUACCAUACCAGCAGGGAAAUAGGACACAUGGUAGCACCUCUGUCUCCCCCCCCCCACACACACACACACUUUUUUUUUUUUCUUUCUUUCUUUCCAUACCCCCAAAAAUCCUCCCUCUCUCUAUAGCAGGCGGUACCCUGGUGCUGCCAACUUCAUGAGACCUACCCUCUGUUCCCCUAGUUACCCUAGCAGAGUUGCCAUGGAGGCCAGGUAAGCCCCGCCCAAGCUGCAGCAGGACACAUGCUGCACUACUUUGCCUUACCUGUACACCAUUCUGUUGUUUUUUUCUUUACUCACUUGUUCUGAUACUUUUCCCCCUCCUACAAGCACUGAUAAGGAACAUAGGAGAUCUUUAAUUUUGAAUGAAGAAUACUGUGGAAUGUAUACAAACUACGGCCCUCGUCCAAGUCACGAACACACCUGGCCAUUUGAGGUUUCUCAGAACUAUGAGCGCUGCCUCGUGUGAUCAGCCUUAUAGUGCACACACUCUUAUUUCCUGUAGGUUUGGUAUGGUUACUAUGUAGGCUUCAUUGGUGUUUGGUUUUAAGGUGCUGAUGUGGUUUGUGCCAGAGAUCUGUCCUACUGCAGCUGGCCUAAUUUAAGUGAAGUGUCAUCUGUGUUUAUGCUACAUUUAGUUGUUGUUCUUGUACAUUGUGUCCUUUGUGAGGGCUUCAAAUCCUGAAGGAUAUAAAUAUAUUAAUGCCUGUAAUAUAAUCUUUGUAAAAAAAAAAAAUCUUGAUUUCAUCAUGACUUGUUAACAUAUCAGACUGUUUUUAAUGGAAAAUAAUCAUUCUAUCUUUACUAGGAAAGUGAAAUCAGAACAUUUCAUUAAAUCAGAAUGAGAUUUACAAAUGAGUGUAUUUAUUC